Elaeis guineensis (African oil palm) is the source of this 792-nucleotide messenger RNA. RefSeq lists its product as uncharacterized. NCBI's taxonomy places the organism in Eukaryota, Viridiplantae, Streptophyta, Magnoliopsida, Arecales, Arecaceae. The record is from RefSeq and is a predicted model, not a curated record.
AUGCGAUACGAUCCUUCGCGGGACAGCGGCAUCCGAGUCCGUCAACUGGUGGAAGGCGAAUAAGAAAAGAAGAGAGCGAAGCCGGAGAGCGGCAACCCCAAUGGCGAUUUCCUGCUGUUCCUCUCCCAAAUCCCUUCUCCCGUCUCUUCCUCUCAGAGGGCGAGGACGAAGAGGAGACCGCGCCGCCCCUUCCAGAAUCUUCUGGAAGGCGCCCGAGCCCGUCGUCAGGGCGUCCACGGUCGAUUCCUUCGAGAGCUCCGCCAGCUUCGCCAAGCGGAUGGAGCGGGCGUGGCUCAUCUCUCAGCAACCACGACCGAUUGCUUGUUCAUCUUGCGAAUCAAAUGGCUACAUCGAAUGCAAAUGGUGUGGAGGUACAGGUUUCUUCAUCCUGGGCAACAACAUGCUGUGCGAAGUGCCUUCAAGAAAUACCACCUGUGUUAUAUGUGCGGGGAAGGGUUCUGCUUGCUGUCCUGAUUGCAAAGGCACCGGCUUCCGUGCCAAAUGGUUGGGAGAACCUCUGUCACCCCAAUAAUAACUCCGGCAUGGCAACUCGGAGGAUCUGCUGACUGCAAAGAACAAGUUUAUUUUUUCUAAGUAAGCUUGUGAGAGUCAUCAACAUGUGACGACUGUGUUCUUAUAGGCUGGAAAUCUUGUUAAUCAUACAACUUCAAUGGUGAUGGUAGGAAUAUGUUUAUUCCUUUAUAUUUUCGAAUUCUUGUUCCGAGUUAAUGUGGAGACAGCACUUACGUUACUCAAGAUGUUGAAUUGACAAUGCCUAACGUCUUUCUUUCU